Messenger RNA from Moneuplotes crassus, 820 nucleotides. The record is from the annotation of a GenBank genome assembly. Lineage: Eukaryota; Ciliophora; Spirotrichea; Euplotida; Euplotidae.
GGGAAAUUUAGUAUGGACAGCUUUGAAAGUUUAUUGGAAAGUUUGAAGUGAGAUGUGUGACUUGAUUCUAUUCAACAAGAAGAUGAUGUCCUUGUUCAAUGCAGCCAGUGUCUUGUUUGAGUGCAUCAGCAUUGAUAUGGUAGUGAUCUUGUACAAUCAGAUAUCACACCGGAGCAUCUUUGUAAUUGGAAAUGUGCUGAGUGAGCAUGGAACGAGACACAUUGACAGUUAAAUCAGAGCACUCCUUGCUUUAUGUGCAAGCAAUUUGGAGGAGCCAUGAAGAAAUAUUCAGCAGAAAGUUGGGCACAUAUAACAUGAAUAAACUGGAACAAAUAUAUUUUCUUUCAAGAUAAGUUUAAAGACUCAACCAAUAUUUCACUUGAGAUGCUUCAUUUGUAUCAGAAACCAGACACUCUUUGUUAUAUAUGAGAAUUUAGCGAAGGAGUAAUGAUUAAGUGAGACAAUCGAGUCUGAAAGCUCAAUUUCCAUGUCAGAUGAGGCAUCCAGAAGGGGCUGAUCAAAGACUGGCAAACCAUGAACAUGUUCCGCAGAGAUGAUGACGACUUUGACUGAAAUGUAUUUUGUCAAGACCAUUUGGAAAUAUUUGAAGAGAAAAGGUUUAAAUUCCCCCUGGAAAUUCUCAAUAAUAGAAGAGAAGCAAGGAAAGCUCGCAAGGCGGUCAGAGACUCUAGGCUUAAGAAACUUCGCCAGCAAAGGAAAACAAAGAGAAAGAGACAUAAGGAUAUUGUUAGAGAAUGGAAGGAGAAAAAGGUUAAGAGAGCAUACUAUAUUCAUUCAUAAUCAUUUGAACCGAACAAUA